Molecule: messenger RNA, 2605 nt
Organism: Paramuricea clavata
Lineage: Eukaryota; Metazoa; Cnidaria; Anthozoa; Malacalcyonacea; Plexauridae
Source: the annotation of a GenBank genome assembly
AAAGUUGCUAAUGCUGAAGAUAUUAAUGAAUUAUUAUGUUUCUUUUAUCACAGUACCAAUCAUGUUAGAUGAAGCUUUUGAAUAUCUAGAAGAAAGAAAAGUAAGAAAACCUGAUCAGCAAUAUGUUUUAUUUCAAUAAAUAUAGGGAUACGACUACCCCAAUAAUAUAAGCAGAACUUCGGUGUGGCGUAUUGUUCAGGUACAGUUGUAUCCCUAUUAAUCCGCAGUUUUCUUAUUAUCGUCCCUGCGUAUACCUACACGGGCAGAGACCGUUUGAGAUUAACGGCUUAUUGACCUCGCUUGUUCGGUCUGUGCUGUGAAAUAUCAGACCGAGGUUUUUUAGUAUGGACCGAGCGACAAAGGAGCGAGGUCCAUGCAAAAAACUGAUUCUGUGAGCAUAUGCUUUUCGCGCGAAUUAAAUCGGCUAUCGUCCGUUUCACUGGGUAACAAUAUACGGUAGGCAUGCAUGCUCAAUCAAAAACAAUUUGGUUGUUUGACAUUUUUAUCUGUAAAUUUUAAUGACACGCAAUUGGAAAAUUAAAAAGCAAAAAUUUUUUCUGUUUGCAAAGCAAAAGUUUCCCGCCAGAUAAACGACAUCCGGGACACCGGGCCAGAUACAGAAAAUACGGUCCACGGUCCGGAUAUGGGUUUUUACGGACCGCCCGCCAACCAAUCAGAAUAGAGAAUUUUGAAAAGCCAUAUAAUAAUAUUUCUUAAAUCAAUAAAUGUUAAAAAUGUUGUGAUUGCCAUUGAAUGGCAGUGAAAUGUAUAAUACACAAGAACGGUCUGUGCCAACGUGCGUAGUGACAAUAACAACAGAAAGCUGGGGAUUGCGAGGGAUACUAACUUCCCGAUGAAGGGCCUUCGUCGAGUAGUCCCUCGCAAUCCACAGCUUUGUGGUAUAAUAUACAAGUAUGCAUGAUAUUGUAAAUUGCAAUCACUAUAGAAAGGGCAAGCGAACCACAUGCUGCAUAAACACACACGUUUUUCUAACGGUUCGAGACGUUUUCUAACAUGGAAAGAUUUGUUAUUAUAGAACAUACUUUUUCUGCGUUGAGUCCAUAAAGACUGAGGUACAACUACAAAAGUUUGUAUUUUCUGUUUAGAAACGUGAACCAUCAUUUACGUAUGAGAUCAUUGUUGUUGAUGAUGGAAGUAAGGAUAGUACCACAAAGGUAUGUGCACAUGUUUUGCGUGUAUUUCUUGAGGCCACCACGUCCACUGACCAGGUCUGUCAAGGGUCCACGGCCCAGCUUGCUUAACGGAUAGUUUAUAUAACUUCAUUGAAGAGUUUCCAUGCAAAGAAUAAUUAUGUGUGACAACAUAAAUUAAUGUCAUUUAGCCUUGUGCCGAAAGUAUUCUCUUACUGUGUUAUACAUUUAGCGUAUAAUGGACAGUCAAAUAAUUAUGUACUGGCAAGUAUUGGCGUAUUGGGACGCAUUGCGAUAUAGUGGGUUCAUAGAUCGGCCAUUAUAUGAUAAAAGUUAUUUCCAAAAUAAAGACGAAGUAUAGGAUACUGCAGCAUAGUUCUAGGUAUGUUUUUCAAGCUAGAUAGCUCACGAAACUGCAGAGAUAAUAUGAGAACCAUUUCUGCCACAGGUUGCUCUGAAAUAUGUGGAGAAACAUGGAGUGGAGUUGAUCCGAGUAUUGACUCUGACUAAGAACAGAGGCAAAGGGGGAGCUGUUCGUAUGGUAAGAGUUUCAUCUUUAAUAAAUAUUUUACCACCACUGUAGCCUUGCACCUUCCCGCGUGACUGCAUUGGAUCGGUUUUGAACCUCAAGCGAACCGCGGGAGUACCGAGGGAGUGAAAUUUGUCAACUUGGUGUUAGUCCUAAAUUCAUAAAGUAACCUUACCCGUACUGGCAGUACAUGUAUCAUCGAUGUAAAUAUGUAGAACCUAGAGCCGCUCGAAGAGCAAAAAUGGUUCCAAUAAGGGCGGAUUUGCGAAUUGUGCUAAUGUUUCACUUUGAUGAUUAUCGUGUUCGUAGUGACGUAGUGGUUGUAUAGUAAAACUUUAUUUAAACAUGCUGAUCACGUCAACAUAACUGCUUUCCACAAGAGACGUGCAAAAAGAACAAAAAGCUAGCACUAGAAGUAAGCUGUUUACAGGGAUUUAGAAAAGAACUAACUAAAGCUACAUUGCCUAUUGGUCGAUUUACAACAUACGUUAUUUUAUUCUUACAUCAAUUAAGGUGUGAGUAGCAAUUCCAUUUUUAAAACAAGACGGAGAAAUUUGCUUUCCCUUAUUCCAUACGAUGCCCCAUCGGACAUGAAACUCUUUUUCAUAUUAUUUUUAUUUCUGUUUCAUAUUAUUUUUAUUUCUGUUUCAUACUUUUUAUGCGUUUUAUGUCAGGAUAAAUAUCGUAUUUUCUAGGGUAUGUUUAGUUCACGUGGUAAACAACUUCUCAUGGUCGAUGCUGAUGGAGCAACAAGAUUUUCAGAUCUAACAAAAGUACAGAAUGGUCUUCAUAAAAUUAUCAAUGGAAAGGUUUGUCUAAUAUUACUCAUAAAAUACAGGCGCUCGGGAUGUUGGGCAUCUCACUUGAUACAACUAACUGUUGUAGGGUUUUGUAGAUGAAAAUUUCGAGUGAAUGUUUAUACAUU